CAAAAUUAAGACUCCACGAGACGAAGCAAUAAAUUAAACCUUUACCUCAGCCCUUGCUUUGCAAACCUCGAAUCAAAGGUGUCGAGUUCAACUUCCACAGCAAUCCAGGUGGAAGAAAUGGGCACUGAGAAAGAUCAACAACAGCAGGAGUUGAGAAAUUUUUUAGUAAGAGUUCCGUCCCACGAAGAGGUGUCAGAGAAAUCCGGGGCUCAGCCACUUCCUUCACUCUUUCGGCCUUCAUCGGAGCCUCCUGCCUCAUUCACUCAAGCUUUUUCUUUCGUUAAAAAUAGCGAAUUUUACACGCCACCGCCACCGCCACCGCCAUCCUCUUCAAAUGAGGCGUCUUCUUCUGCUGGAGCAUCUUUAAACUCAUCACUGAAUAUUGGUGUGGGUCCAGUCUCUCAAGGAAGGAAUGGAAUUAUGGUGAGCCGCAGGCAGCAAGGCAAUCCAAUUCUUAAGCAUAUUAGGAAUGUUCGGUGGGCAUUUGCAGAUAUCAUACCAGAUUAUGUGCUUGGUCAAAAUGCAUGUGCUCUGUAUAUCAGUUUGCGCUACCAUUUACUUCAUCCAGAUUAUAUUUACUAUCGGAUACGCGAAAUACAAAAGAGCUUUAAGCUACGGGUUGUUCUAUGCUAUGUUGAUGUGGAAGAUGUAAUUAAACCACUUCAUGAGGUUACAAGAACAGCACUUCUUCACGAUUGUACUCUUCUAUGUGGUUGGAGUGUGGAAGAGUGUGCUCGUUACUUGGAGACAAUCAAAACAUAUGAGAACAAGCCAGCUGACAAUAUUCUGGAGCGUACUGACAAUGACUAUCUAUCACGACUUAGUAGUGCUCUGACAACUGUUCGACGUGUCAAUAAAAAUGAUGUAGUUUCACUUGGUUCUGCAUUUGGAACAUUGUCAGGAAUCAUUGGGGCUUCUAUGGAAGACUUGGCUCGUUGUCCUGGAAUUGGGGAACACAAGGUAAAGCGGCUUUAUGAUGCAUUUCAUGAGCCCUUUAGGCGGGUCACAAAGUAUAGUAGGAGCCCCAUGAAAACCGAAGUUGCAAGCCAGGACAAAACAGAAAAUGAUGACAGAACUAAAGAAUCAGGCAGGGACAAAGCUGAUGAGGCUUUGGAAGUCAAACAGCCUGAGCUAUCAGUACAGUCAGCUCUAAGCUUGGCAUAUGCCAAGUAUGGGAAGAAAAUUGCUGCACAGAGGGACAAUGGUAACAAAAUCGAAGAACCUAGUGAUGAAGGAGCUACAUCAGAAACGUGUUUAGAAGACAAUGUAUGUCUUCAGCAAAGUUUGUGGAACUUAGGUAAACUCCAUGAACUUAAGUGGUUGAUGUUAUUGUGAAGUUGGUAAUGCUGACUUCAAAGGUGGAUCACAUUAUGGCAUACCAUGAGGGUUGGCGUUCUAUGCUUUUAUUCUAAAGUACAUCUUUGGCAAAGUUUAUGGAAUUUAGGUGAAGUCUGUGAACUUCAGUGUUGGAUGUUAUUGUGAAGUUGGCAGUGUUAACUUGUGUCAUGAUUCAUAACCAAGAUUUCUUCUGCACCUUUAUAGUGACACCGAUAGAUACCAAUUUUUUUUGGUGAGAAGGGCUGGAAAAAGCAAUGUAUAUAUGUUGACUAAGGCUGACUAUUGAUUAUAGGUUUAAAUUCUAUCAGAUAGGUUUUGUAUUUCAUUGUAAUACCAAUGACCCCAGCAAUCUAAGAAUUAUUUUGACUGGGAUUGUGUACUCUUUAAUCAAAUUCCUGAACAUUCGUUUGGAUGAUUGCAA
Molecule: messenger RNA, 1759 nt
Organism: Cryptomeria japonica (Japanese cedar)
Lineage: Eukaryota; Viridiplantae; Streptophyta; Pinopsida; Cupressales; Cupressaceae
Product: DNA excision repair protein ERCC-1
Exons: 10
Coding region: 118-1335 (405 amino acids)
Biological process (GO): meiotic mismatch repair; mitotic recombination; UV-damage excision repair
Cellular component (GO): nucleus; ERCC4-ERCC1 complex; nucleotide-excision repair factor 1 complex
Molecular function (GO): damaged DNA binding; single-stranded DNA binding
Source: RefSeq, a predicted model, not a curated record